This is a messenger RNA of Cynara cardunculus var. scolymus (artichoke), 1179 nucleotides long. RefSeq names its product polygalacturonase-like. The coding region runs from base 1 to 1179 and encodes 392 amino acids. Gene Ontology annotation, molecular function: polygalacturonase activity. The transcript has 4 exons. The record is from RefSeq and is a predicted model, not a curated record. Gene Ontology annotation, biological process: carbohydrate metabolic process. Lineage: Eukaryota; Viridiplantae; Streptophyta; Magnoliopsida; Asterales; Asteraceae.
AUGUCCAUCCGUCUCCUUGUCGCCCUCAUCACCAUCAUCGUCUUCCUCGAAGAAACAACCGCCGCCGCCACAUACAAUGUGAAGAGCUUCGGAGCCAAACCAAACGGAAGAACAGACUCAACCAAGCCGCUUAUGAGUGCAUGGUCAGCUGCUUGUGGCUCGUCGAAGCCAGCCACGAUUUUCGUCCCAAAAGGAAGGUAUGUGGUUGGUGGGUUACGUUUCAGAGGGCCAUGCAAGAAUCGAGCCAUCACCAUUCGUAUUGAUGGCACGCUUAUGGCUCCUUCCAAUUAUGGUGUUCUUGGUGACGCCGACUACUGGCUUCUUUUCCAUGGAGUUGAUGGGGUUACGAUUCAGGGUGGAACCCUAGAUGCUCAAGGUGCUGGUUUGUGGGCUUGUAAGUCGUCCAACUCCAAGAAUUGCCCCAGUGGAGCCACGAGUUUAGCGAUUUCGAACUCGAAUAAUGUUGUGGUGAAUGGAUUGAGUUCAUUAAACAGCCAGAUGUUUCACAUCGUGGUGAACGGUUGCCGGAAUGUGAGGAUGGUGGGGGUGAACGUGGUGGCGCCAUGGGACAGCCCUAACACCGACGGCAUCCACGUCCAGUUGUCCACCGGAGUUACCAUCUUGAACUCCAAACUCAGCACCGGCGAUGACUGUGUUUCCGUUGGCCCCGGUGCCACCAAUCUCUGGAUCGAGAAUGUCGCUUGUGGACCAGGCCAUGGCAUCAGCAUUGGAAGCUUAGGGAAGGACUUAAAAGAAGCGGGAGUGCAAAACGUGACGGUUAAAAGGGUAACUUUUAAAGGAACACAGAAUGGGUUGAGAAUAAAAUCAUGGGCAAGGCCAAGCAGUGGGUUCGUUAAUGGCGUUCUCUUCCAGAAUGCCAUCAUGACCGACGUCCAGAACCCAAUCGUUAUCGAUCAAAACUACUGUCCAGGUAGCAUUAACUGCCCCGAUCAGGUUUCCGGCGUGAAAAUAAGCAACGUGAAGUAUGAAGACAUUCAUGGAACAUCUGCUACAAAAGUGGCGGUGAAGUUCGAUUGCAGCAAAAAGAGUCCAUGUAGGGGAAUCACGAUGCAAGAUGUGAACUUGAGCUUCAAGAACCAGUUACUUUCUGCGUCUGCAUAUUGUGUGAACGCCGGAGGAAAAGCUUCCGGCGUGAUUAAACCGACAAGCUGUCUGUAG